AUGGAUGACGUCAUUCGCACUCGCCGCCAGCUGCCCCACGGGCUGUGUAGUCUGGCCGCGGCGCGAGGCACGCCGGGAGCUGUGGUCCCGCCCCCGCCAGGCCUGGCCCCGCCCCGCGCCGCCCGCUCGUCCUUGCCCGCCGCCGCCGCCAUGUUCCGCGCCCGCCGUCUCCUCCUCCGCCUCGCCACCCGCCCGCUGCUGCCGCCGCCCCAUGCCCGCGGCUAUGCCGAGCCCGCCGCCGGGCCGGCCGCCAUGGCCUUCACCUUCGCCUCGCCCACGCAGGUGUUUUACAACGGUGCCAACGUGAAGCAGGUGGAUGUGCCCACUCUGACAGGCUCCUUUGGCAUCCUGGCCUCUCACGUGCCCACCCUGCAGGUCCUCAGACCAGGAGUUGUGACAGUCUAUGCUGAGGACGGCACAGCCACCAAGUACUUUGUGAGCAGCGGCUCCGUCACGGUGAACGCCGACUCCACCGUGCAGGUGCUGGCAGAGGAGGCAGUGACAAUGGACAUGCUGGACCUGGCUACUGCAAAAUCAAACCUGGAGAAGGCAGUUUCAGAGAUGGCUGCAGCGUCUGACGAGGCAGCUAAAGCAGAAGCUCAGAUUAAAGUAGAAGCUAAUGAAGCCCUUGUGAAAGCCCUGGAGUGAUCCAGGAAUCCCACGGCCGGUGCAGAGAAGCCCUUGGGGGUUGUCCUCCGUGUCCUGGCUUCCCCCUCCCCCCCCACACCUUGUGCAGAUGGAGAGGGACAAAGGGAGGAGGAGAGCAGGCUCUGAGCAAUUAAAAGGAGAUGAAAUCCCUGCUGGCAGCACUUU
Messenger RNA from Dryobates pubescens (Downy woodpecker), 813 nucleotides. It is a transcript of the gene ATP5F1D, whose product is annotated as ATP synthase F1 subunit delta. The transcript has 5 exons. Gene Ontology annotation, biological process: proton motive force-driven ATP synthesis. The coding region runs from base 1 to 648 and encodes 215 amino acids. The record is from RefSeq and is a predicted model, not a curated record. NCBI's taxonomy places the organism in Eukaryota, Metazoa, Chordata, Aves, Piciformes, Picidae. Gene Ontology annotation, molecular function: proton-transporting ATP synthase activity, rotational mechanism.